This is a messenger RNA of Rhopalosiphum maidis (corn leaf aphid), 398 nucleotides long. RefSeq lists its product as uncharacterized. NCBI's taxonomy places the organism in Eukaryota, Metazoa, Arthropoda, Insecta, Hemiptera, Aphididae. The transcript has 4 exons. The record is from RefSeq and is a predicted model, not a curated record. The annotation marks the transcript as partial.
ACGGUAUUUGUGAAUAAAGUAUUGGAAUUGCAUGUUAAUACACUGCAUUUAUAAAAAUGUACUUUUACAAUUCUUUGCUUUUAAUUAGUAACAUUCUUACGUUAACAGUAUACACGAAAUCUCAAGAUCCAAACGGCGUUGGUAUAUCGGCAUGCUGUUUUUUUGGUGGCCGUUCUAAUUCUUGUGGUUUAUCGGAUGUUCAAGUUACAGAUACACCAGCAACUUGCACGUCUAUAUGUUACGAUGGGGUUAAAGUGGAUUCAAAAUACCAAAUUUCUGUACCUUGCAUGUCUUUAAAAACUUUUUUGGACGAACAUCAAGGGAUUGGUGGACUUAUUCUUACAGGUUUAGAGUAUGACUAUGAUUCUGUUGAAUUUCCGGGAUAUUCUGAAAAUUUA